This is a messenger RNA of Xylaria bambusicola, 2088 nucleotides long. RefSeq lists its product as uncharacterized. The coding region runs from base 1 to 2088 and encodes 695 amino acids. The transcript is spliced from 6 exons. The record is from RefSeq and is a predicted model, not a curated record. NCBI's taxonomy places the organism in Eukaryota, Fungi, Ascomycota, Sordariomycetes, Xylariales, Xylariaceae.
AUGGGCCACAGUGAUCCUUCUAAAGGGGGUUUCCCCUAUCCUACGAAGGGUGUUAUCUUCCCUGAUCCACCAUGGGAGGCCGACUUUGAUGGUAUGGCGAGGAGAUCCCUUGCAAGUGGGUUUGAUGAGGAUGGUGACUACGAGAUGCAGGACGCAGGGUACUUGGAUGAUGACGAAAAUUUAGACGAAACGACCGUUGGGGAAGGCAUUGGGAAGGUGGCUAGGGUUGAGGAGACAAAGGGCACAGCAAUCAAAGGUUCCGUCCCAGAUCCCGGGACAGCAACAUUCGGAAUCGAGCUCGAGUUUCUAGUGGUGCAGUGCCCGAAAACGAAAAAGGACGAUGGAAAAACAUUUCACAUCACGGAUCCACACCCAAACGAACCCCGGUAUUCCUCGAAGAAGAUGGCGGAAUGGUCACUGAAGCAUUGGCAAGAAAGACAAAAGAGUGGUGAAAUUUUCGAAUGGUUCCGCGGACGUAACGGUGCCUACGCCGAUGGAUAUGAUUUCGGUGGGGAUGGGGAUUUUCGGCGGGCACGGUAUUCGAGGACGAAAUUGACUCGCGUGCUGAGAGACAGAGGACUGGUAGUAAUCAAGUGGCCCGAGAAAGACAUAAAUCCACAAGAAAAAUAUGCUCGCGGAGCAUUGAUCAACGACUUCAGCGAAAGCGAAGAUAGUGACGACGAGCGGGAGUACGAUUAUUCCAAUAGUUCUCGACUUGUCAACUUCUCUAGCGUCUACGAUUGGGUUCUCGUUAGAGGCGUAGAUGAAAACAUGGAUGAAGCUGUGACCAAAUGGAACGAUGAUUUUGACCAAUACCACAUUGAUAACGAUAUAAAUAAGCACAGGACACGGGCUGAGGACAUCGAGGACAUGCUCGAAGACAGAAAAUUCACAGUGCGUGGGUGGCCGGAUCCCGAAGAAGCCAUACACCAGGAACUUUGGGCCAGACUGAAAGAGAGGUUAGUAGGCAAGCUGUACUACUAUAAGCAGGCUAGAGAAGACUGGCGCAACCACCAGACCGACCCGCUGCAUGUGCCUGUCCCGGGACUCAAGAGACAAUACAAGGCUUGGACCGUCACAAUCGACCUGUCGGUAGACGGCAAUGGUAUGACCAAGGAGAGAUACGCGAACGCGACGAGUGAGGACCCUUGGAACGAGUAUUUCUGGUUUGGAGCCGAGGUUGUCAGCCCCGUGCUUGCCAUAGGAGACGAGCGAUCCUAUGAGGCUGUUAGAGUCGCCUGUGGUGCACUUCGCGAUGCGCUGCGCUGUCACAAGCCCAUGGAGGUCUCUACAGGCUUGCAUGUACACCUGGGCCAUACGCACGGGUGGACGCUCUUGCAGGCUAAGAGGUUUGCGGCCCUUUGGUUGUUGGCAGAGAAGGCCGUUCUCCGGUUACACAGACGGGACCGUGAUGCGGACACGUUGUGGUGUGCAAAAAUUAGUGGAAGUUCUCGUCUAUGGCGUGCUCUGUUCUCGAUUGACCAGCAACAGCGGCAAGAUUGUGCAAACGUGUUGCCGGCCAAUCACCCGCCACGUCAGCGAAUGCAAUAUGAUGGGGAGUUGAUGCAGAAUGUGCCGUCAGAGAACAUUGAGACGGUCGAGAAAAAGUUCCUACAAAAUCUCUGGCGGUACGACAGCAUCACUGAUCUGCACAGAGGGCUCGGGGAAAGUAAGUACUGCAGAACGGGCAUCAAGUGGCGGAUCAGGGGGAAGGAUAUUUCAACUGAAAGAGCGCCGCGGGGCGAUGACCAGCCGGGGACUAUAGAGGCGCGUAUCAUGCAUGGUACGCUGGAUGCCGAUAACAUCAACAACUGGGUUAUCGUGUUGGGGCGUAUUGUUCACGUGGUCCGGGACUACUCGGACGCUGAAUUCCGAGCGUUCCUGGCCAGUUUCUUGUUGUCGAGAUCACCUGGUCAGCUCCUUGUGUUACUCAAAGUGCCGGAUGAAGUGCUCCGGUAUUGGAUGGACCCGAAGAGACGGGAUACGCAAGGCAGGUACUGGGAAUACCCUGACCGCGAUCUGGUUGACUGGCAACAACCAUUCAUGGUACCCGGCCAUAAAGCCACGCAUGGUUCAUAUUGGGAUUGA